AUGGUUUACUUUAACAAGAAAUUGGGCGAAUGGUCUAGUGACUACAGAAAGAACAAGAACUUUGGACUGUACCUGUAUCUGCACUUGAAUUUGAACUUAAGUAGAAACCACAGCACCAGCAAAACACCAGUAUUGACUGUAAAAAUGACCGAUAUAUCAGCAAAGUCACUAAAGGACGACUUGGAUGUUCUCUCAAGUCAAGAUUAUUACUUCUUGAAAGCUAGGGAGGAUGUUGAGAAAUUCAGCAUUACAAAUCCACAAAGAAUUGAAGAGGCAAUAGAGGAAUGGCAGAGGAUAUUCACUCGUCUAUCGUUCCACUACCAAGAACGUACUAACCGUGAAAUGUUCUUACUCAAGGUGAAAUCAAUGUCUAGAGAUCAAUUAAGUGCUCUUGGUGGCGAGAAUAAGGAGCGCAUUGAACGUGAAGCUGCUUUGAUGGAGGAACAAUCAGCAAACUUUGACGAAGAAAGGACCUCACGGAUAGAUGAAUUGAAAGUGCUUGCUCAAGAAGUGAGUGAUAUGUAUGACCAAUUCCAAACCAAAAGAAACCAAGUUGAAAAAAACAUUGCAGAAGCUGACUCAUUAGAAAGGGAGAUUGAUCAGAUAUUGAAUAAUGUGGGUGACAGAAGAAAUAACGAGAAUGAAGAAGAGGAUAACGAAAAGAGGGAGAACGAAGAAGGUCAUAUGGAAGAUAACAACAAUAACAGGAACAAUAACAGGACCAACAAUAGGAACAACAAAAGUACAAAUCGCGAGAUACUAGAUUACAUGCUUGCAAAUGAUAUCACAGUAUUGAGCCCGUCUUCAAAACUAGAUAGCCAAGAGAAAGACAAAGUUGAAGAUCAAGUAAAACAAAUUGAGACGGAAAUCGAAGGAAUAGAGAAUAGAUAUAUCGAAGAACGAAGAAGACUUGAAAUAGUCAAUGACAAGAUAAAACAACUACAAUCCCACAUUGACCAAUCUGAGCCUAUUGAAUCUCCUCUGCAGAAUCGCCUAUUGUGGUAUAAGGAAAUGUCUCGGAUCUUGAUGAAUUUGGGAGGAGUAAAAGAAGCAGAGUUGUCGAUAAAUAUUCGUGGAGACUACAGACUCAAAAUUAUUACAAAUGAAAAAGAAUUGAAUGCGACGUUAGAAGAUGAUGCAUUGGUUAUUGAUGGUGUGACAGAUAGUUCCGAUAAAGGACAACGAAUAAGCCAAUUAGAUGAUGAAGAAAAGAUGAAUUACAUUGUAAUGAAGAUUCGAGACAAACUAAGCUGA
Molecule: messenger RNA, 1254 nt
Organism: Lodderomyces elongisporus
Lineage: Eukaryota; Fungi; Ascomycota; Pichiomycetes; Serinales; Debaryomycetaceae
Exons: 2
Coding region: 1-1254 (417 amino acids)
Source: RefSeq, a predicted model, not a curated record